Molecule: messenger RNA, 1215 nt
Organism: Penicillium egyptiacum
Lineage: Eukaryota; Fungi; Ascomycota; Eurotiomycetes; Eurotiales; Aspergillaceae
Source: the annotation of a GenBank genome assembly
AUGUCCCUGCAUCCGUCUUACCAGCAUGUGGUGGUCCACGGGUUACCUUAUGACCGCGGAUUCUCCUAUGGUGAGCAAACAAAGGAGAAGAUACAGCGCAAUGUCACCUACUAUAAGCAGCCAGGCAAACUAGGACCAUGGUCUUCGGUUUCGAGAGUCAUUCAUGACUGCUAUAUUCCUGGGUUGCAACGUUACUGGCCAUCAGGAUGGGAAGAGAUGCGCGGUGUUGCUGCUGGCGCUGGUGUUUCAAUCGAAGACAUCGUCAUGUUGAAUGCGCGAUAUGACCUCUCGCAUGUAAAGUUCGAGGCCGUUUGUGAAGAGAAGCCUGCCAUCAAGGAAAAGGUCGUCGACGAAGAACAGCGGGUCGAAGUCGCAGAAGAAUGCACCUCCGCUAUCAUUCUCGCCCCCGCGACAAAGGAUCGGGUAGUUUUCACUGCGCAGAACUGGGAUAUGUCACACCGACUUGUCACCGAGGACGCCAUUAUCUAUCUUGAGAUUCAUCCAGAUGUCUCUGAGAACAUCCCGACAAUGUUCCUUGUCACCGAAGCGGGUCAGUUGGGCCGCUCAGGGUGCAACGGGGCCGGGCUAGGUCUCACAGCGAACUCGCUGCAGAGUGACAAUGAUCAAGCACCCGAUUUAUCAACGCCUAUCCCCCCCUCUGGAUCAUUGAGGCGGCUCUUCCUUGAGCAGUCUAACUAUUCAGUCGGACUGAAGUGCAUCGCGCGAACCCCACGACACGUCUCGUGUAAUAUCAUGGUCUCAUCUGCCGACGACAUUGGUAUGUGUCUGGAAGUGACACCGCGGACGAUCUUCAGGUCCGUCAUUUCAUCGGGUUCGGAAAAGCCGUACCUUGUGCACAGCAACCACUUCCAGACUUCUCCUUUCCUGGCACAGACACAAAUUUCCGAUACAUACCUCGGAGGGAGCUCGUGGUAUCGCGGUAAGCGACUAGAAGCAGGGCUGCGCGAAAAGGCGCAGAGGGAAAAUUUGAUCGAACGAGAUAUUGUGGUGGCAUUCCAGGACCAUGCAGGUUAUCCGCAUAGUCUAUGUGAGCAUGUCGUUGAGGAACAAAGUACCAAUCAGGAGAACUCAGGGCCGUAUUCUGGUCCCACCUCGACCGUCUGCUGUGUCGUUUAUAAUCUGUCUAAACGCACGGUGCGAGUUUGUAAAGGUUGCCCAUGCGAAGGAAUUUUCCAAGAUUUCGAGUUGCGAUGA